AUCCAAGUGCGAUUUUUUCAAUUAAAAUAGGCAAUUCUGUAAGAUGAUUAUCGCCCAACCGAAGCGUGCCUAAUGGAACCAAUCUGCUGUACGAUGGAGACAUCAUUUGAAGGGCGUGAUGAUUUUGAUCUCUCGUUGGAAGAACAAUACCUCUCUUCAGCGAUGCUAGAUGUUAUUCCUUUCGGUGCUGGCCUCAAUGAUUUUUUACCGAACAAUCGUGUACCGCAACAAACACACCAAUCCAUUUGCGACACUGUGAACAAUGAAUGCAUUACAGUCAGUAACGGAAUGGAUGAAUGCGAUAGUGCAAUCAUCAAUCCCGAUGAUUUUUUGAACGAUGUUUCGUGUGAUUCAACACAUUCGUUGUCUAAUCGCGAUACACCUUCACCUUCUAAUAGUCAAAAGAGUUACGAUUCGUCAACUACGUCAGGUGGAUUUGACGGAACCCACGUAGUACCCAUGCAUAUGAUCAGUCCGUCUAUCUCUUCGCAAACACCGGGCAGUACGAAUAGUACGAAUGCAGUGAAACCAAAAAGCGGGAUGUGUCGUUUAAAAAUCGUCCCCAAAAGUGUAUAUACCACAUCUAGCAGAACUAAAACAUUCACGAAGAAAACUAUCGUUCUCUCGAUGAAAGAUUAUCGCGCUCUGUUAGCGAACAUGCAACAGCAACCAACAAGUAAUACUAUCAUUUUAAAAGCAACACCAACAAACAAAUUCCCCAUACGAUCGGUUGUGAAACCAGUGCAAAUGACUUCGUUUUUAGAAAAGCAAGAAGUCCCAUUUGUUUUACCAAAACCAGCAUCAGUUACAUCAAGGGAAUUAGAAACAAAAUAUGAAACUGGAUCACAAGCAACUAUAAACAAAGACCCUAAUACGAAGACUUUUAGCCCAUUUACCGUCCCAAUGAUAAUAGCAGCUGGUACCACUCCUUCUAAACACACUAUUGAUGAAAAGCUUCUCAAAAAACAUCAACGUAUGAUUAAAAACCGCCAAUCAGCAUUCGAGUCGAAACAGAAGAAGAAAGAGUACGUCACCUCAUUGGAAGAGCGACUCGAGCAGUUAUCCCAAGAGAAUCAACAACUAAAGGUGGAAAAUUCAAAUCUUCUGGAAAAGUUGAAAAUGCAAUGUAAUUGUGCAGCUAUUAAUCUACCACUGGGGCACUCAUCAAUGAAACAAAGGUCACCAACUGCUCGCAAAAAUACAGCGAUCGUUUUGACAAUGUUGUUUAUGAUUUCACUUAAUUUUUAUCCUAUUGGUAAUCUUCUCACCAACUCCGAUCCUGUGGAAAUGAACCAAAUAUCAGGUGAAGUGGUGACGUAUCAUUCUCGUGGACUACUGUGGAUGAAUGAUUCGAACAAUCUAAACGGCCACAGUCGCACUCGAUCUUACAGAGACAACCUAACGGUGUUCAACGAAGAUACAAAUGAAGAUUCAGUCGAAACUUUACCAGUAACCGAAUGUCCAUUCUACGUAAAUCAAACGGAAAACAUACGUUUGGCGAGUGAACUCCGCCGGUGGAUUGGAGAGAAUGGUUACAAAAAUCUUACCAAUGGUCAAGCGGAAGUUUCAAUCGAUACUUUUGAUAAAAUGUUCCGUUUGAAGGAUACGAUCGAUUCCAUAUACCAACACAUGAAAGACAUUAGCAUGCAGAUGAAGUCAUACGAACGUCAGCGAAUGCUAGUCCACAGUGGAAAGAAAUUACCACGUAAUCGACAACGUAAAGCAACAGGACAACGACAAAUGGUGACAUACCGUAGGAAAAUUCCUAACCAGCACGAUCUAGAUCUGUAUUAUCCUAAAGUACACUUGAAAUAUGCGGAAUUCUUUGAAGAAAUUGGCCGUCGUGAUGAUACAUUUUAUUUAGUGUCAUUUAGCGAGGAACAUUUGUUGUUGCCUGCCCUGUCGUACAACAAAACAAAUCGACCAAGAAUGUCAUUGAUGCUACCAACUGUGACAGCCCCCGGAACACGGAUGAGCAAUGGGACAAAUCGAUCAGACAAGAUAACACUUAUGCAGAUCGAUUGCGAAGUGAUGAACACAUCCGUGAUUCAGAUACGUGAAAAAACGAUACCCGGAGCUUUACGACCGCAGAGUGACGAAACAGCGAAGGGUGGAUCUGGUGAUAAUGGAAAUCGGGAGGCAACGAAUCCCGGAGUUCAUAUGAAACGAUCAAGUGGAACCUCUAUUGCAAGUAAAUUAGAACGAACCAAUACUUCCACGACCCAUACCACAGACGGUGUGAAUGAUAUCCAGCAAAAACGGAAUAGCGUUCGACAUCAGCCUAGCAGGCCGUUCUUUGUAGGGCGCAUGAAUGAGCAUCACUGAGCAACUGCGGUUGAACUACUACACUGGACUCGCAUUUAUACAUAAUUUCAAACUAUAAGUUCAAACAGUAACAUUAACAGUAAGUUGAUCUCAAUGGAAAAGGAACAUUUAAAACUGAGUGGUGUAUUUAACGUUUGUUGUUGAAUAUUCGACAUAUUAAGGUUUGUUUAUUUUUGUAACGAUAUCAUAAAACAAAUGUUUGUUGUUGUUUUAAUUUUUUAAAGUGUUACAUGCUUCAUUUUUUUUCAAUCCAAUUGUUAACAACAAAAACCGAAUUGGUUUAUUUUUUUACCGUCUUCUUGAAGGAUACGAAAAGUGUAUCAAUAAUGGGAAACGAGUGACACUUGCUUACUUAUUUAAUUAAUGCUACAACCGCUUUAUCCCUCCAAACUUGAUCCUUAAUUUUUUUAAACCAAUCACGGUCGAUCGCCGUUGUCGUUCUGGCGGUCGCCUUAACGCCAUCACUCUAUGUCAAUUUGGGCCUUCCACGUCUCCUCAGUCCAUGUAAACGACCCAAAAGUUCCUUACGACCCAAACGGUUUCCGUACUUCGCGCAAGAAAAAACUAGUUAGAUUUUCGGACGUAUAAUCCAAAGCACGUAUAAAGUUAUUUGGAUCACUGAUCGUAUCCUCAAAUUUACUAGAAAAAUGGCCCGCAAACAGUUCGUAAAUGUCAGCUUGGCAUAAAACAGUAAGUGAAUUAUGAAACAUUUCAUUGGGCCGUUUUCAUUACUAAAAGAUGUAAUGAACUGACAGGGGGGAAACGCAAUUGAAAUCCACGUAAAUAAAAGGCAUAUCGAGCUCUGUGAUACAAACGAUAUCCCGAAGCCACGAGUUUAAACAGUUGUAGGGUGAAGUGGGAAGGUGCUUAUUGGCGAUAAGUACGAACAUAUUUCAUCCUGUCUUUUUUCAGAUGGCUGGGAGUAUCAUCUGACCAAUGAGGUCAGAUGGCUGAAAGUAUCAACUGACCAAUGAGGAUAAGGAUGGAGAAGUAAUGUAGAACAGUAGGAUCGCAAGGCAGAUACGACAAGGGCAUUUGAAGACAGCACAGCCUCGCUGUAUGAUGUACAUUGACAAAACAAGAGAUACUAAACAUAAUACUGUUCCGAAACAUGGAGGCAGGACAUUUUUCUAAUUCUGACAGAAACGACGAUGACGAGUAUUGCAACGGCAAUAGCUGGUGAAGAUGAAGGAAGUGGAGAAACUGAACAACGGUAUCAAUAGUGAUUGUCUACAUGAGGGGUAUGGAAGUUACCCAGAUAUUGUAAAGAAUAAACUACUUUUUCCUUUGAUUCCAAGGAAUCGAAUACAAUUAUCACAAUAUUGUUCAUUAUUUUGUGAUAGUGAUUCUGUGAUUCUGUUCUUUUUAAUCACGAGAACGGGCCAGAUCGUAUAGGCUUAUUUUUUACCAAAAAGCUUUGUAGUCACUCCUGACUUCAAGAGAACGAUCCAGAUGAAUUGUUGCAUCGGUCCUGUCGAUCCCACAAACCGCUACCAAGUACAUCAAAGAGGUUUGAUAAAGGUUUUAGUUUAGCUUUAUUCAAAAUCCAAACUACAUCCGCUAUAUGUUUCCCAUUGCAAGGUCCAGCUGCUAUAGUAGCUAGUGGUAGGAUGAUUUUCGGAAAGAUAAAAAAAUAUCAAAAUCUUGAGGUAAAACUUGAAUAUACCUUUAGUUAGAGUACACUGCAUAUUUCGCUUGCAAAGCCGUGUAACCGGUCCUUUAUAGCUAGUAAAAGUAAAUAUAAU
Messenger RNA from Anopheles moucheti, 4070 nucleotides. RefSeq names its product cyclic AMP-dependent transcription factor ATF-6 alpha (gene Atf6). Gene Ontology annotation, biological process: endoplasmic reticulum unfolded protein response; regulation of transcription by RNA polymerase II. The record is from RefSeq and is a predicted model, not a curated record. Gene Ontology annotation, cellular component: nucleus. The transcript has 4 exons. Gene Ontology annotation, molecular function: RNA polymerase II cis-regulatory region sequence-specific DNA binding; DNA-binding transcription factor activity, RNA polymerase II-specific. Bases 73 to 2325 code for a protein of 750 amino acids. NCBI's taxonomy places the organism in Eukaryota, Metazoa, Arthropoda, Insecta, Diptera, Culicidae.